This is a messenger RNA of Bolinopsis microptera, 1610 nucleotides long. Its product is annotated as DNA ligase 1-like. NCBI's taxonomy places the organism in Eukaryota, Metazoa, Ctenophora, Tentaculata, Lobata, Bolinopsidae. The transcript has 8 exons. Bases 14 to 1090 code for a protein of 358 amino acids. The record is from RefSeq and is a predicted model, not a curated record.
CAAAUAAUUUGAGAUGGCUGUCGGGAAGAGUUUUCUCGACCAGUACUCUGUUUUUUGUGUAUUCGGAUCCGUGGUGGGAUGUGUGGUCGUUCCUCUCAUCACCCAGAGCGUGGAAUCCCUGAUCUUCUCCGCAAUUGUUAUAAGCCUUACUGCGAAUAGAUUCUCCAAGAAAGUCGUUCUUGAGCCAAGCAUCAAAGGUGAAAGCAAGGAACAAAAGAGUAUCAAAUGCUCCAAGGACAAAGAAACAAACCUAACUGCCUGCAAGAAAAAGAAGAAACCACCUUCUAGUAGUAUAAAUGGGGCACAGAGCGCGUUGUACCACCAACUGUCCCCAUCUGAACUCAGAAGGCAGUAUAAAGAAGAAGUGGAGAGAAGAGAAUAUGAGAAACUUCGAGAAUUGGAGAGAAAAGAAGAAGAAAAACGAGAGAAGAAGUUAAAAAAGAAAGAAGAAAGAUUAAAAAGAAAGAAUAAUGAAAAGAAAGAACAAGAGUCAAAGACGAGCAUACCCAAAGAAAAGCUAAGUCCUUCGAGCGACAAGAACGUACGCAGUGGAGGGAUACAAAGUCCUAAGAACGAAGAAAAAACUCCAAAGCAAGAGAGAACACUGAAUAACAGCACACCAUCACCCACAUACACCAACACGACCGCCAGCGCAAAUUCUUAUUACAACAUGAACUCUAGCCGUACCAAAAAGUACGAUUAUUACAACUACAGGCCCAACAUCCCGAGGUUUCAACGUCAAGCAGCCAAACAACGGCAAAUGGGAUUCCAGCAACAACAGCAACAGCCGACGUGGCAAACGGCCAGAUCCACUCCCAGUCCGGACGAUUCGUUUUCGGGAACCUUCAGUGAGAAUGUCAGCAUGCCAGUUUACCAGGAUUCAUCCGUUAUUCAGCCCAAAGUUCAAAGUGUCAUUGGAUGUCGCAAGUCCCCCGAGCCUCCCUGUAACGGAACCAUCAUCUCUGGAAAUUUAGAAAACAUUGUCAAAACCGAGGAAUUAUCUGGCUGUUACACGCUGUUUGGCGAGAAUACAGAGAGUAAGGAUUUGGUAUCAAUCAUUCGCCAGGAAACGGGCCUCCAAAAAUCUUAGGAACUCCAUCCACCGGACACUGUAUUUUAGGCACUACUUCCUUUCAAAAAGAUUUCUUUUUGUGGAUCUCCUUUUUAAAUCUCUCAAGAAGUACUUCCUCUAUUUUUGUGAAUCAUACCAAUGUGUGCCGAAAAACUUACCGCUUUCGUUUCUAGUACUUCUUUUUGUUGCGAGUUAUAAUCCUUUAUGGAUAAUUGUUGGUUAAUGGUUGUAAUACGUGUGCUGGCUAUAAUUAAUAAUAUAUCUUCUUUAAUUGUUUUGGCAACGUGAGUAUAAUUAAAAACCAUAAGGUUUUAUGCUCCUAUUUUAAAUGUAAAUAGCAAACUGCCUCAUUAUUAAUGCGCUAGUAUUGUAUUUUUGGCCCGGCGCACUAUUUGUUGUUUAAACGUACUUGUUUUACCCCGCUCUGCCUUACUAGUUCUUUUAUUUUCCAUCCUCGUUGGAGAUUAUUUAAAAAUAUUUAUAGUUAAAUAUCAGAUUGAUCAUUGCGUAACGCUUUUGAAUCACACUCAUCAAGAAA